This is a messenger RNA of Acanthisitta chloris (rifleman), 605 nucleotides long. RefSeq names its product 60S ribosomal protein L17. The record is from RefSeq and is a predicted model, not a curated record. Gene Ontology annotation, biological process: cytoplasmic translation. Gene Ontology annotation, molecular function: structural constituent of ribosome. Lineage: Eukaryota; Metazoa; Chordata; Aves; Passeriformes; Acanthisittidae. Gene Ontology annotation, cellular component: cytosolic large ribosomal subunit; ribosome. Bases 10 to 564 code for a protein of 184 amino acids. The transcript has 6 exons.
GAUCUGAAAAUGGUGCGCUACUCCCUGGAUCCGGAGAAUCCCACAAAAUCAUGCAAGUCACGGGGAUCCAACCUGCGAGUGCAUUUCAAGAACACUCGAGAGACUGCUCAGGCCAUCAAGGGCAUGCACAUCCGCAAGGCCACCAAGUACUUGAAGGAUGUCACCUUGAAGAAGCAAUGCGUUCCCUUCCAGCGCUACAAUGGAGGAGUUGGUAGAUGUGCCCAGGCCAAGCAGUGGGGCUGGACUCAGGGACGCUGGCCCAAGAAGAGCGCAGAGUUCUUGCUGCACAUGCUCAAAAAUGCAGAGAGCAAUGCUGAGCUCAAGGGUCUUGAUGUGGAUUCUCUGGUCAUUGAGCACAUCCAGGUCAACAAGGCUCCCAAAAUGCGCCGACGCACCUACAGAGCACAUGGUAGAAUCAACCCCUACAUGAGCUCCCCCUGCCACAUAGAGAUGAUCCUCACUGAGAAGGAGCAGAUCGUUCCCAAGCCAGAGGAGGAAGUUGCUCAAAAGAAAAAGAUAUCCCAGAAGAAGCUGAAGAAGCAAAAGCUAAUGGCUCGGGGGUAAAUCUGCUCUGACAGAUGUACAUAAUAAAAUGAAAAAGUUUA